Anguilla rostrata (American eel) is the source of this 4984-nucleotide messenger RNA. Its product is annotated as endosialin-like. The coding region runs from base 530 to 2995 and encodes 821 amino acids. The record is from RefSeq and is a predicted model, not a curated record. Gene Ontology annotation, cellular component: external side of plasma membrane; extracellular matrix. Gene Ontology annotation, molecular function: extracellular matrix binding; extracellular matrix protein binding; calcium ion binding. Gene Ontology annotation, biological process: cell migration. NCBI's taxonomy places the organism in Eukaryota, Metazoa, Chordata, Actinopteri, Anguilliformes, Anguillidae. The transcript has a single exon.
GGUGGCAAAGUCCCAAACUAUUGCCAUAAACGGACUCGGGAAAAUCUUACAACACACUGAGAAUGAAACAUUGACAAGGGCACCUCCCCCAACCCCCCAUCUCUCUCUCUCUCUCUCUCUCUCUCAUGCACACACAUAUGUAACCUACCCCCUCCUCCUCCCAAAACAUACAUUUUCCCCUCCCUCUCUUCAUCCCUGCCUCCCUCCCUCCCUCCCUUCCCUCCCUCUCCAAAUUCUGGGAACACGCUGCAGGCUCUAAACUCAGAGGCAGAACUCCAGGACCAGGGAAGGAGGAAUAAGGUGUGAGAGAGAGAGAGAGAGAAAGAGAGAGAGACAGAAACAGAGACCUAAACCUACGAGAAAAGUUCAGAGGAAUUUGAGGUCGAGGAAUCAGAAGGGAUCAGACCAUCACAGACGGACACAACGGUCGAAAGUGAACGAACACAGAGAAGAGAAAGAGAGUGGGAGACAGAGAGAGAGAGAGAGAGAGAGAAAGGAGGUUCAGACGAGAGCUGACUGGACUUGUGCUAUGGGGUCUGCCGUGCUUCUUGUUGUCCUCCUCUCUGCUCUUCACGUCCUGUGGACCCCCGGGGUGCGGAGCCAGGGCCUGCCGGAGAGCAACGGCGUCUGCGGCGAGGACGGCUGCUUCGCGGUCUACUUCCAGCGCAAGACCUUCCUGGAGGCCUGGCGGAGCUGCAAGGAGAAAGGGGGCAACCUGGCCACCAUGAAGCGCGCGGCGGAGGCCGCCCAGGUGGAGGAGCUGCUGGCGGGCGCCGAGCGGCGGGUGUCCCGGGCGAAGGUGCGGGUGUGGAUCGGGCUCCAGAGGCAGCCGCGGCAGUGCUCGGCCACCAGUCCCCUGCGGGGGUUCUCCUGGACCACGGGCGACAAGGACACGCAGUACACCAACUGGCUGCGGGAGGACUCCCCCAGCACCUGCUCGGCGCCCCGCUGCGUGGUCACGACCCACAGCACCGCCGGCCACGAGCGGCAGGACAACUACAAGUGGCUGGACGGCUCCUGCUCGCUGCCCGUGGACGGCUUCCUGUGCCGCUUCGUCUACGAGAAGGGCAUGUGCCAGGCGCUCCCGAGGGAGGGCGGGGCCGGGCCCGUGUUCUACAGCACCCCCUUCAACCUGCUCAGCACCCGGCUGACCCACAUCCCCUUCGGCUCCGUGGCCACCGUGCCCUGCCUGGACGGCGACAAGGGCGACCAGUCGGUCCUGUGCCUGUCGAGAGAGGACGGGAGCGCGGGGUGGCACCAGGACGGCCCCUACUGCUCCGACCCGCCGCCAAAGCGCUGGUGCCAGGACAGCAACGGCGGGUGUCAGCAUCUCUGCUUCGAAGCCGACGACCACUACUACUGCGAGUGCCGCGCGGAGUUUCGGCUGGCGGAGGACGGGCACGCCUGCGUGCCGUUAGACCCCUGCCAAAACGCCCGCUGCGAGCAUGAGUGCGUCCCCUCCUCGGAGGGGUACCGCUGCACGUGCCCGGACGGGUACCGGUUGGCGCCCGACGGGCUCAGGUGCCAGGACAGGGACGAGUGCCUGGACGACCCCUGCGAGCAGGCCUGCGAAAACAGCCCCGGGUCCUACGUGUGCCACUGCCACCUGGGCUUCUUCCCCUUGCCCGAGGACCCCGCCCGCUGCCAGGACGUCGACGAGUGCCAGAUCCCGGGCUCCUGCGAACACAUGUGCGUCAACUACGUCGGCGGCUUCCAGUGUCACUGUCGGGAGGGCUACGAGCUGCAGCUGGACUACUCCUCCUGCAGGCCCGUUCCCAACGCCGACGAGUCUCCGACCGCCACCCCCUCCUUCCCAUGGCUUAGCAGCCUUCCGGAAAAUUCCUGGUUUCCACAGACUCCCGACUUCCCUGACCAGGGGGACUGGCCAACGGAGGCCAUACCUCAGGACUGGCUGACUGAUCAGCCCCGUCUGGAGGGGCAACCCACCGACCUUACGCGGCCCACAGACGUGCCUGUGGAAGAGCACAGGGGGCAGUUCAAAGAGGAUGAGCAGGAGGAACAGGAUAGACAGGACGAGCAGUAUGGACAGGAGGAGCAGGAUAGGCAGGAUGAACAUCACAGACAGGAGGAACAGGACAGACAGGAUGAACAUCACAGACAGGAGGAACAGUACAGACAGGAGGAACAGGACAGACAGGAUGAACAUCACAGACAGGAGGAACAGGACAGACAGGAGGAACAGGAUAGACAGGAUGAACAUCACAGACAGGAGGAACAGUACAGACAGGAGGAACAGGACAGACAGACGGAACAGUAUGGACAGGAGGAAGAGGACAGUCAGGAGGAACAGCAAGGGCACACCUUGCCGGAGGAGGUACUAUAUGAACAUGAAAAGCCUGAUUGGUCAACUGAUGAGAUUGUGCAAAGCUGGACCCAUCCGGACUGGGUGGAUCAGGAUCAGCAGGCCCACGUGACUACACCAAGUGCUACCUCUUUUCCUGACUGGUUAGAGGAUGAGACCACGCCCAGACCUACGGCUCCUCCCACUCCUCCACCUGAGGAUUAUUUGUGGUCCUUAACGGGGUACACCUCCCCCCCUUGGGCUCCAGAGGAGAGCAUCGAGCGUCAGGAGACCCCAGAACCUCAGUCCGAGGAAGGUUCCCACUCACAGUUCGAAAACGGGGAAGCCGCACCCACGUGGUACCCUACCUCCGGUCCCCAGGUGGAGGGCGGGGUCAUCUUCGACAACGGAUUAGGAGACGGGGACGAGGAGGCCCCGGGCCCCUUCACCCCGGAGCCUGGCGCUGACGACCCCCCCCACAACGACGGCAGCAAACAGCAGAGCAACAUGUGGCUGCUGAUUGCCCUCCUGGUGCCGUUCUGCAUCUUUCUGGUGGUGAUGGUGGUGCUGGGGAUUGUCUACUGUACCCGCUGUACCGCCCGGGCACGCAACAAGGACAAUAAAGACUGCUACCACUGGAUCUCUGGUGCCAAUGACAAGCCAGGGGCCCCCGGUGCUGCCGCCAAGGUGUAGAUGACCCAGUCCUGGGCCGGUGGUGGAGACUGCGCAUAAAACUAUAUUUUUAAACGGGGUGUGGAUGAUGGGGAUGAUGGGGGGAGGGGAGGAAGGAGUCCUGGACAGGUCGUCUGCCACUUCAACAUGCAUUGGAAUGUAUUGCAGGAGGAGAGUGAUUCCUAGGGAAACCACUGAUACUUUUGGUCUGCGGGCGAUCUGUCGUCAGUUGAUACCGCGCUAUUUGGCUCAAAGCCAAGUCGAUUGCUCUGUACACUUAUGAACCCGUGCUCGAUUAAGUGUAUUGUAAAGGUACUUUUAUAGAUUCUCUAUGUACAGCACAUUUAAAUAAGGUCAUUCUCAGAGAAUAAAAAAAUGUCAUAAAACUGCCAGUGGCAACGUUGGUACCAAUCAUUUGAGGACUUCUAGUAUAUUGCUUUUACCCAUUUGAGUUUUACUUAAAUUCCAAAUAUUUUUCUGUUGGUUUGAAGCCUUGUGGCUGUUGCCUUUAUUUCUAUAUAUUUCACAGAGAUUAUUUGUAAUGGAGUUUUGUACAUCUUUCUGAUUGAUGCACUUGUAUUGGAAAAAUGUCCAUGUAUAAUGCAUAACUUCCUACAUGUAUAUAUGUAUGAGUGUGGGAGUGUGAGUUUUGUGAGCGCGUGCAAGAAUGUGUAUAGAAAUCUUCACUGAGCCGUGUGUUCUGUGAUGUGCAGAAUGAGUGCCUUCAAUGCAUGAUUUUUGAAGUGUCACCUGAUAUGGUUGAUGAUUAGACUGUAUGGCAGCGAAAAAGAAUAUUUCCCGCAUAGUUAUCAUUGUGUUUGUAAGGAGAGGAGGACCUAAAUCAGCCAAAGCGGAACUUUCAUGGUACUGCAGGGACUUAACUUUUUGGGGGUCAACAAUGAUUCUCAAAGUUAUGUGGAAACUUUCAAAACAUCCCUCCAUUCCCAUGUCCUCCCUGUCGGAGAACGCUAGCCCUUCUGGUGUGCAGUAGCAGCACCCCCUACAAACACUGAAGCGCAACUGCAAACUGGGCAAGAAAGAUCUCCAAACAGUGGAUGAUGUUUGUCAUCGCGAUGAUUUUAGGGAAUGUCUUACCUGAAUUUCACCUGAGCAGGAUCGCUCUCUGAAAUUGUCUCUAAAAAUGGCUUGUUCUCUUAUAAGUUUUAAAUAAUUUGAGAAAAUGUGAACACAAACAAAAGCACAUCUGGUUGUAGUUUGACUGGCCUUAUCUGCAGUUAGUGUUUCUGGAAAGCAAAUCCAAAAUAUUUAUAACAUUGUCACUGAAAGUGUAGUUUAACUUUUGAGACCUUUAAUUAUAAAUGGGUAUUUUGCCAUAACAGUGGCCGAAUAAUAUUUCUUUUUCUUCAUCAUUUUUUUCUAUCUGUUGACACUUAAUGCAGAAUGAAGGACGCUUCAGAGCAUCAAUGAGAAGACCCUAAUCUGGAAAAAAAAAAAAAAAAACGCUCUAAAAUUAGAAGAGGGGUUCAGAAAUCGAAGUCAGGGGUUCAGCUGCAACCAUGUUGUUCUUACAUUAGUGAUCGCAGAUGUAGAUAUUUUUAAUGACAGUGUGGAUAUCUUACAGCUGGUAUUUUUUUCAUCAGGCUUUACGCUGCAGAAUGUGUAGGGACACUUCGAAGUACCCAAGUGUGAUUACUGAUCGGUUUGACCCACUCAUUCCUUAGUGUUCGUACUGUAGUGAACUGAAUUCUCUGACAUUUUAUGCAAUGCUUAAAUUAUGCGAGCCAGUAGUGAGGAAUACCACUGCAAAUCCAAAGGUGAAACUCUCUUUUUCACUGUUUUGUUUUCCCUCUUUUUUUUUUUGGAGGGGGUGGGAGGUAUCAAUAUUGAAUUGACAUAUUAAGUAUCUUUAUUGUGUAUUGGGGAUUUAAGUUUGUCCAUCAACAAUAUAUAAAAAAUACAAUUGAAAUGUAUUAAAUUGCUGUUUGAGAGAAUACGGUUUAAUUUAAUCCUAUAAUAAUCCUGCAAUAAAUACCGCUCACAUGUAAGAAA